AUGUUGGCUGACUUGACCAAGAAGGCGGGCAAAGCACUAGUUAUGCAGUGGUUGCAGUCGAGCUUCGCCGCUAGCAAGGAGACAGCGUACCCCUUGCAGCUGGCGUAUGAGAUUGCACAUGCCUUUGCACAGGAGGCUGUCGCAAGGGGUUGGCAACCACCGGCAGGGGCCUUGACGCCACCUAGUCGGGUCCAAUACGCCUACCUUCGCGCAGUGGUCGGACUUCAGCCGAGAGCUUCGAAGUUGGCACCGGUCUUGUCUGAGUUUUCGGAGGUUCGCCACGUGCCGCACACGGCAGACAAGCCGCCGAUCGAGAUCGCCCUGUGGAAAGCCCUGCUUGUUAAGUAUGAUUACCCUGAUCUUGGUGUGGUUGAUGAACUUUGCAGUGGAACUAAGCUGACGGGGCCCAUUCCCCCCGUGCCCAUGUUCGAGCGUGUUUUCAAGCCAGCAUCCCUCACAGAAGGUGAGUUGAAGAUUGGGGCAAAGGCGGCUAGGGAAGCAGUGGUGCAUAGCGUAAAAGGAAGUGGUGAUGACUUUGACUUUGAGGUGUAUCGCAAAACGUGCGAGGAGAGAACUUCAGGGUGGCUGAGAGGCCCGUAUCGCCUGGACACGUUGCCACAGCACGCGGUGGUCAGCCGGAGGUUCGGGUUGAAGCAAGGUCCAAAGGUCAGGUUGAUCGAUGACUUCAGUGGUAGCUGUGUUAACUUGACCACUCAGGCUGAAACGACACCGUCCCUUCACACCUUGGACGUUGUAGCUGCCAUGCUCUUGCAAGUGGUGUGCAAGGGACGGGGCUUUGCUUGGGUUGGAAAAACGGUUGACUUGUCAGCAGCCUACAGGCAGCUCGCCGUCGCCGAGGAGAGUCUUUGGGCAGCAUAUGUGGUGUGCUUUAACCCGCACAGCAGGAAGCCCGAAAUCUUUCAGAUGUUGGCCCUGCCGUUUGGGGCUACUAGUAGUGUUUAUGGGUUUCUCCGUGUCGCUCAUUCUAUUUGGUACCUUGGAUGCAAGGCCCUGCACUUGUGUUGGACAUCCUUCUUUGACGACUUCGUGACAAUCGCUCGGAAGGGUGAGGCUGAGGUGCUAGAAGGAAUCAUCCGAAAAUUUUUCGACCUUUUAGGCUGGGCGGUAUCGAGGGUGUUUGAGUGCGGUCUCAGCUCACGCCCAUGGGGAUAA
Molecule: messenger RNA, 1173 nt
Organism: Durusdinium trenchii
Lineage: Eukaryota; Dinophyceae; Suessiales; Symbiodiniaceae
Source: the annotation of a GenBank genome assembly